GUGGCCCGGGCAGCCAGCCCUGUAGAUGGUGCUGCUCGCCGGGCCGGGCCGGUCCCUCCCUCCCGGGCGGAGGAAGCAGGAAGAGCCGGGCAGGGCGCGCCGGGGCCGGGGGCGCGGUCUAGGGGCUCUGUCCGGCCAUGGUGAACCUGGGGCUGUCCCGGGUGGACGACACCGUGGCUGCGAAACACCCGGGGCUGCAGGAAUACGCUGUGUGCCAGUCCCAUGCGUUCAUGAAGGGCAUCGGGACCUUUAUCACAGGCAUCGGUGCAGCUUUCGUUCUUCAGAAGCUGUUAAACAAGAAGCUGCCCUACCCCCUGCAGUGGAACGUGCUGCUGUCUGUAGUUGCAGGUUCAGCCGCCAGCUACGCAGUGACCAGGGUAGAGACCCAGAAGUGUUCCAGCCUCUGGAUCUACCUGGAGACAGGACAGUCCCCACAGGGAGUAGCCAAAGAGAAUCUCCACAGUCCAGAUCUCACAGAGAAUGCAGAAACGAGGGUGAGAAGAAACAAAUAUGGAGACGACAUGGAAUAAUGGGGGGAGCCUGGAGCUCCGUCCUGACUCCUUUACCACAUGUACCGCGUGUGACCGGGGCUAGAGCCACAUUGCGCACCUGGGGAGCGAGGAAUGUCCCCUCCACUGCCCGUUCAUGAGGCUUGGGGAAGUGCAGGGAAGGAUUUAGGGUGGGGUGUGCAGAGCCCCCGACAGACUUUGUGUGAGCAGCAAAGGUUGGAAAAGUAAUAAAAAUAUAUAGCUAAAAAUGGA
Gopherus evgoodei (Goodes thornscrub tortoise) is the source of this 761-nucleotide messenger RNA. RefSeq names its product transmembrane protein 141 (gene TMEM141). The coding region runs from base 138 to 530 and encodes 130 amino acids. Lineage: Eukaryota; Metazoa; Chordata; Testudines; Testudinidae. The transcript has 5 exons. The record is from RefSeq and is a predicted model, not a curated record.